This is a messenger RNA of Lodderomyces oxycetoniae, 846 nucleotides long. It is a transcript of the gene AQY1, whose product is annotated as Aqy1p. Gene Ontology annotation, biological process: transmembrane transport; water transport. The transcript has a single exon. The record is from RefSeq and is a predicted model, not a curated record. Bases 1 to 846 code for a protein of 281 amino acids. Gene Ontology annotation, cellular component: plasma membrane. NCBI's taxonomy places the organism in Eukaryota, Fungi, Ascomycota, Pichiomycetes, Serinales, Debaryomycetaceae. Gene Ontology annotation, molecular function: water channel activity.
AUGACGAUUGCUGCUUCAGUUGAUACAAGUAACGAUGUCGCAUCUCCUACCCCGGAUGAUAUUGAACAACAAAGACCAAGAUUUGAACCAAGGUAUAAACAACACUUGACCAAUUCAGCGUUCCAAAACCAUUUAAUUGCAUUUUUGGGUGAGUUCUUUGGUACAUUUAUCUUCUUAUGGACAGCUUUUGUCAUUGCUCAAAUUGCAAAUCAAGAUCCAACUAUCCCGCCAAAAGGUCAAGGCUCGGAUCCAAUGCAAUUGCUUAUGAUCUCAUUUGGAUUUGGAUUCGGAGUUAUGAUGAGUGUAUUUAUGUUUUUCAGAGUUUCCGGUGGUAACUUGAACCCGGCUGUGACUUUGACUUUGAUAUUGGCCCAAGCAGUUAACCCAAUUAGAGGUGUGGUUAUGAUGGUUGCCCAAGUCAUUGCAGGUAUGGCUGCUGCUGGUGCUGCAUCUGCAAUGACUCCUGGUCCAAUUGCAUUUGCCAAUGCAUUGGGAGGCGGAGCUUCAAGGUCAAGAGGAGUCUUUUUGGAAGCCUUUGGUACUUUUAUUUUGUGUUUUACCGUAUUGAUGAUGGCCGUUGAAAAGUCAAGAGCAACAUUUAUGGCUCCAUUUGUAAUUGGUAUUGCCUUAUUCUUGGGCCAUUUGGUUUGUGUUUAUUACACGGGAGCUGGUUUGAAUCCUGCUAGAUCUUUUGGUCCAUGUAUCGCAAAAAGAUCUUUCCCAAACUACCACUGGAUUUACUGGGUUGGCCCUAUUUUAGGUGCCGUCUUGGCAUGGGGUGUUUGGAGAUUACUCAUCUUGUUGGGCUAUAAAACAUGUAACCCAGGUCAAGAUUCGGAUGAGUAA